Molecule: messenger RNA, 1448 nt
Organism: Exophiala oligosperma
Lineage: Eukaryota; Fungi; Ascomycota; Eurotiomycetes; Chaetothyriales; Herpotrichiellaceae
Exons: 2
Coding region: 1-1344 (447 amino acids)
Biological process (GO): carbohydrate metabolic process
Source: RefSeq, a predicted model, not a curated record
AUGAGGAGUCUUCUAUCAUAUUGCCUGCUUUCUGCACUAGCGACCUUUGUUCUAAACAUCGCGUGGCAGAAAUGGUGGUUGCGCGAGGUCUUCGUUGACCCGUCAGCGAUUAUAUCUCAGGCACUGAGAAUAACAUCAAGGUCAUGGGAACUCGGUACACUAACACAGGCUCUUCUUGAGCUUGAAGCUCCAGAGCUGACAGUGUUCGCAUCAAACCCUUUCCCUGAAGGUCAGAUUCCUCCAGUCGUCCAACCUGAUAAUGUGAGAGCGCUCAAAUACGCACGUUCCAACAUAUGGACGAAUCAUUCUCAUCUACUCUUCAAUGGAGAGGGCUCGCCAGCGGAUCCGGCUUCGUUGGGGAUUGCUGCACUCCUCCUCGGUGGGCAUGAUCAAACCUACUCGGACGCAGCAAGACGACAAGCCGAAUAUCUGAUGUUCAACGCCACGAGAUUACAUAUAAAUCAGACCAAUUUGGCCAUUUCUCACCGCGACGAGCCACCAGAGCUCUGGGGAGAUUUCAUUUACAUGGUCCCUCCCUUUUUGGCUUACUAUGGUGCCGUCAACCACGACCUGUACCCUCUGCAAGAGGCUGUGCGCCAGUGUCAGCUUUACAAUGAUGUCUUGGAGACCGACAUCGUCCUCGAGUCGGGCAAGAUCUGUCGAGGACUGUGGCGGCAUAUCGUGUCAGGUCCGGCAGAGUUGCCAUCGGGCGUGUGCUGUUCAGAUUCAAAUGUCUGGCUGACAAGCAACGCGUGGGCAGUAGCUGGGAUGACCAGAGUGCUUGCCACAGUUCUGAAAUGGAGUCCACCUGCGACCAGCAGCAUCAACUUGACUGCUUACGAUGAUUUCGUGGGUGCAACAAAAGACGUCCUUAUCAAUAUCAUCAACUCCAUGCUCACAUGCACGAUUGCUCAAGGUCGAGACAUGAGCUCUGGUCUACUGCGCAAUUAUCUGGAUGGAAGAGCACGACUUCCUGCAGCUGAUGCCUUUGGAGACACGGCUGGAACGGCACUCAUGGCAGCGGCUGUUUGUCGACUGGCGGUCCUUUUCCCCGGUCUCUUCGCCGCGUCAGACAUUUUGCAUUGGGCCGAUGCCAAUUGGUAUGCUGUAAUAAAACACAUUGACAAGUCAGGUAUAGUUGGGCCAGUAGCAGAUGUGUCGAACGUCCCGAGCAAAGUCCCAGUUCGGCAAACGAGCGAGGGACAAAGUAUGGCCUUGCUCAUGUACAGUGCGCGACGAGAUUGCGUUAGAGCAGGAUUAUGCGAUGGGGCGACAAGGGUUCAGUCGAAGCUGGUGGCCAAACUGCUAUCUAUGUGGCGUCAGAAAAGCGCAGUAUGGGCAUAAGUGGCACGAGGCUGAGAUAGAUGCGAGGAAGAUUUGUCAGGGAAUUGAGUGCGUCCUCGUACUCGUAGUGGCAGGCGAAGGCGACGGCGAAGACCCCGGACGAG